CGCACGCCUGAGCCCCGCAGCUGCUCUGGGAGGUGCCCAGCAGCCACCACAGUGACAGUGAUGGUCCAGCCCAGCCCAGCCGCCAGGCACCCGCCAGCCCACGCUUCCUCCUAGUGCAGCCCCUGCCCGACACCAUGGCCGCCCUCCUCGCCGAGAACUUCCGCUUCCUGUCGCUCUUCUUCAAGAGCAAGGAUGUGAUGAUCUUCAAUGGGCUGGUGGCCCUGGGCACCGUGGGCAGCCAGGAGCUCUUCUCCGUGGUGGCCUUCCACUGCCCGUGUGCACCCGCCCGGAACUACCUGUACGGGCUGACGGCCAUCGGGGUGCCCGCCUUGGUGCUCUUCCUCGUCAGCAUCAUCCUCAACAACCAGACCUGGAACCUGGUGACCGAGUGCCAGUACCGCAGGGCCAAGAACUGCUCGGCCGCCCCCACCUUCCUGCUCCUGAGCUCCAUCGUGGGCCGCGCAGCCGUGGCCCCUGUCACCUGGUCGGUCAUCUCCCUGCUGCGCGGGGAGGCCUACGUCUGCGCACUCAGCGAGUUUGUGGACCCGUCCUCGCUCACGGCCGGGGACGAGAGCUUCCCUCGCUCUCACGCCACGGAGAUUCUGGCCAGGUUCCCUUGUGGGGAGAGCCCUGCCAAUCUGUCCAGCUUCCGGGAGGAGGUGAGCCGCAGGCUCAAGUAUGAGUCUCAGCUCUUCGGGUGGCUGCUCAUCGGCUCGGUGGCCAUCCUGGUGUUCCUGACCAAGUGCCUCAAGCACUACUGCUCGCCGCUCAGCUACCGCCAGGAGGCCUACUGGGCCCGCUACCGCGCCAACGAGGACCAGCUCUUCCAGCACACGGCCGAGGUGCACUCACGCGUGCUGGCAGCCAGCAACGUGCAGCGCUUCUUCGGCUUCGUGGCGCUCAACAAGGAGGACGAGGAGCUGGUGGCCAAGUUCCCCGUCCAGGGCACACAGCCGCGGCCACAGUGGAACGCCAUCACCGGCGUCUACCUGUACCGGGAGAACCUGGGCCUCCCCCUCUACAGCCGCCUGCACAAGUGGGCCCAGGGUCUGAGUGGGAAAGGCACGGCCCCCGACAUGGAGAUGGCCCUGCUGGCCCCCUGAGGCCCCAACGCCCCCUGAACUGCGUCUGGGGGGAGAGUGAGUCGCAGAGGCCCGGGGUGUGGCUCCCUGAAGGACGGGCCUGUGGACCUGAAGAAACGCCCGCAGUAUGGGGCAAUGGCUUGCCCGGCUGAGCUUAGGCAUUGCAGGCGGGAGCCCUGGAUGCAACCCCAGCGCCAGCCUUCCCCGAGCAUCACCAGGAGUGACUCCCAGCACAGCCGGACAUGGCCCCACCCCAAAGUCCCUUUCUGCUGCCAGCAUCUGGGCAGCAGCUGUUGAAGAAAGAGCCCCCCCCCGGGACCAGCCUCACUCUGACAGUUUCAGGCUUACUGAGGGGGCUGCCAGGCUGGGCGGCACCAGCCGUCACGCGGGGACAGUGACACCGCAGUGGGCUCUGGGGGACAUUGGGCGGUAAAUCUGUGUCCAGUGGCUCAGUGGCCUGCUGGGAAGUGGCCGUGAUGUGCACUGUGUGUUUUGUGCUCUGAAACUCGGAUAAAGCUUGU
Molecule: messenger RNA, 1603 nt
Organism: Sorex araneus (European shrew)
Lineage: Eukaryota; Metazoa; Chordata; Mammalia; Eulipotyphla; Soricidae
Product: calcium homeostasis modulator protein 2
Exons: 3
Coding region: 135-1103 (322 amino acids)
Molecular function (GO): monoatomic cation channel activity
Source: RefSeq, a predicted model, not a curated record